CAGAGCGUCUCUCAGGUCGGUUAUUAAGCUGCAGUAAUACAGUAGCUGCUUUGUUGCUAGCUAACUUUUGUACUCCGAAAUCUCCAGAGACGUUUUAUUUGCGCUUCAGAUGCACAAGUAGCGGUCAAACCCAUGACCCAACAGGAGCAGAAUGAGUUCAGGGAGAGUUGGGAGGACGCACAGGCUUGGAUGCAGGCCGUCCAGGAAAGACUUAAGCUCAUCGACAACACCGCAGGACCCAGAGCGGCUCUGGAGGUUCGACUGAGAGAGACGGAGGAAAUCAGCGAAUCGGAGCAGGAGGGCCGGAUGAAAAUGGACGUGGUCCUGGUGGCCGCCGAGGCUCUUCUGAAGAACGGCGACGAGGCGCUGAAGAACCAGACACACUCCAAACUCAAAGAACUUAAGACCCUGUGGGACGAGACGUCCACCUACAUCAUCCACUGCCACAGCCGUAUCGAGUGGGUGUGGCUUCACUGGAGCGAGUACCUGAAGGCCCACGAGGAGUUCAACAUGUGGCUGGUGAAGGUGCAGCGGACGGUCGAGCCUCAGCUGGAGCUCCAACUGGGUCUGAGGGAGAAGCUGUGGCAGGUGGACCACCACGACGUGAUCUGCAGUGACGUGAAGGCCCAGGAGCCUCUGCUGGAACGGCUGCUGGACGAGGCCUCCGCCAUUUAUAUCCGCACCCAGGACCCCAGCGUGGACGAGAACGCUCAGAACGCGCUCCAAGAGGCCUACGACAACGUCCGCACCAGGGCAGAGGAGAGGCUGGCUCUGGUGCAGAAGGUCGCAGAAGAGCAUCGGCAGUACCAAAGCCGCAUUCACGAGUUUCAAAAGUGGUUGGUGUCCAAGACCGACGAAGUGAGUCGUUUCACCGAGAUCGAGGACGUUUCUGAGAAUCGGCUGCGAGCCCUGCAGGACCUGGAUGACAACAUCUCCCGUGAAGAAGAGACAUUACUGUACAUCGAAGCCCAGGCCAGGGCUGUGAAGACCAACACGUCACCCGCAGGAGCCGAGCUAAUCACGGAGGAGGUGGAAGAGCUGCGGCUGACAUGGCAGAGGCUGAGGCUGGCGCUGGUGGAGAUACACUCCGAGCUGAAGGGCUCUAUGGAUGCUCAGAGAGAGUACUACACCCGGCGAGAGGAGCUGGCAGAGGGCAUCAAGCAGCUCCGGGCCCUUGUGCACAAAAUGAGCCGUCAGCUGGAGAAUAAGGAUGGUGAGAGGACCGAGGAGAACAUGGUGGCUCAGUGGAAGAACUAUACAGACGCGAGGACUGUCCUUUCGGCUGAGGAGCAUCAGGUUGAGCAGCUCAAAGCCCAGCUGAAGGAGUUAUACAGGUUCCCACAUGACUCCCGAGUAAUUGCUGAUGAAGUAUUGACUGCGGUGAAAGAGUACCAGAGCGUGAAAGGUCGCACGUUCCGGCUCUGCUCAGAGAGCGAGGCAGCACUGAAGCAGCUGCUACAGGAUCCUCUGCAUGGCUUCAGUCAGUGGAGUCAGGCGGCGUCUCAGGUGCUCGACACCUCUGCAAAGGUCACCGACUUUUCCCACAUCGCUGUGCAUGUGCAGAACAUCGAGAAGCUGAUGAGAGACAGCGUGCAGCUGCAGGAAAGGCUCAGCUCGCUGCAGGUGAAAGCCGACCUGCUGAGCUCGGUGUUCGGCGAAGAGAAAGCCCAGAGCCUGCUGGAGGAGCUCGGUACAGACACGAGGAAGAGAGAACAGCUUCAGAGCCAACUGCUGCAGAGGAGAACUCGACUGCAGGAAUUAAUUUCGAAGACGAAGAGCUUCGGUGAAGCGUACGACUCUAUCCAACAGAAGCUCUCGUCUAUAAAGGAGAGAUUUCACACUGCAGACGGACUCCAGCCCGACAUCCUCGCCAAGAAGAGCCAGGCUGACCAAGUGAAGGUUAUUAAGAGAGAUCUGGAAGACUGCGAGGCUCACAUCACCGCUCUGGAGACGCUCGUCUCCUCCAGCUCCACCAACAGGACCAAGUUUGAGCGUCUCUACUCCGAUUGGAAGCUCCUCUACAAAUCCGUCCGUGUGAAGGUGACUGAGAGCGAGGAGAGUAUUUUGGAGCACGAGAGUUUCCACGAGAGUCUGCUGAACAUGGAGAAAUGGCUGAUGAUCAUGAGGCAGAAGCUGGAGUCGUUCCGAGGAGCGGACGGUGAGUGGAGCGUGGCGAACCGACAGCAUGAAGCAGAGAGGGCGCUGGGCGAGUUUCCAGAAAAGGAGCUGCAGCUGCACAGAACCGAAACGCAGGGUCAUGCCGUGCUGCUGAAAACCACCGAAGAUGGCAAAGUUCACAUUCAGCGUGACAUCCGGCGUCUGCGUGAUUCCUGGAUGUCUCUCCAUGCACUCAGUCUGAACCUGUACAGACUUUUGAAUGGACACAGUACCUCAGGAGAAGUGGAGUCUUCACCACACUCACACCAUGCAGACGAUUUCCUGGAGGGAUCCACGGUCGGAAUCGGAGCAGGAAGCAGGUCGGGGCUCGAAGACGACCAUCAGCUUCCCGAGGCUUCACCGAUGGCCAGAGGUUCAGGAGGAUUCGAGGCUUUUUCCAAACAUAGGGACUCCGUGAGCAAACACGACGACGCGUCUCAAACAGACGACGGGGAGUUCGGGCCUCGAGGUCCUGGUCAGACGCCAUCUGUGAACAUCCGAGGUGUCUGGAGAGGCGAAGCGAGAGGUCAGGAUACUGAAGCGGACUCGAUCGCCGCCGGACGAGGAUAUCAGCAGAAAGAUGAAGGACACGCCAGCGGCGCAAGACCGGAAAGGAGAUCCGGGAAUCGUGGGAGAACAAAGGAAUGGGUUAAAGAGCACUCGACCGGGGUGGAAGACGUUGCAACACUGAUCGAAGUCCACUAUGCAAGUGAUUCUCCUGAUGCAGCAAAAUUCUCAACUACAGAUGUUAGGGCAAAACAUCUGUCCGCCUUUACACACGUCGUAGACCCUCCGGCUCACGGCUCCACAGACGUCACUCAGGUGAGAGAGAACAGACCGGAUUGGAAAGGUCUCAGUGGAGAGUUCGAUGCCUGGCUGUGUAAAGAAAAUGAGAAACUGGCAGCGAUUAUGAGCAACCAAAGAGCACUGAGCACCAAAGAACUAAAGAUUAGACGGAACACACUGAAGGAGCUCCGCGCUGGCAUACCAUGGGGUCAAGCUCAGUUCCAGCAGCUACUGAGCUCCUGGCAGGCUGAAGCAGGAACAGAGGAUGUGGAACUGGAGGAGCUUCGCUACAGAUGGAUGCUUUAUAAAUCCAAACUAAAGGAAGCUGACGGUGUUAAAGCUCGGCUCCGACUCCAGGAGGAAGGAGUUCAGCAAGAGGAGCUAGUUCGGUCCAGAAAGGAGAGCUGCUGUGGGUUCCUGUAUCGUGUGUGUCGUGUGGCUCUCCCUCUGCAGCUGCUGCUCCUCGGUCUGCUGCUCUUCGCCUUUCUCCUGCCCCUGAUGGACGAGGGCACGAGCUGCUCGCUGUCCAACAACUUCGCCCGCUCUUUUAACAUCAUGCUGCGCUACCAUGGCCCUCCACCCACCUAAACACACACACACACACACAUACACACACACACACAUACUGUUAAAUUUACAUACAGCUUUAUACGCACACACGUAUACACACAUAGGUACAGCUUUAUCUGUGUCCUGUAUACACACACACACUGUAGCACAUUUAUACACAGCUCUGUGUGCACACACACAGAUUUACAGAUUUACCUGCACACACACACACACACACUUACACACCUAUACGUACAUAUGCGUAGGUGUACCUGCAUGCACACACACAUAACUGCACACAUGGACACAUUUGUAUGUAUGCACACACAUAUGCAUGUACAAACACACCUACACGGUUGUCUGCCCCAUUAUCAUCAUCUGCCUGCUCGUCUACACACACACACACAAACACACUGAAAGUAUCUGACACACAAGCACAUCCUCACAUACGUCUAUGCACACGGCUCGUUCAGCAUCAAUCUUCAUCCAACUGAACAAGCACCUACACACGACCACGCGCACACACACACUCACACACCUACAUACAAGCGAGCUGCUUCAACAUCACUCUCCGUCCAGCUGAACACACCCACACAACACCCACACACACACCGUAGAGAAAGCUUUUUAUUUUCCUCUGAAUCACCUCCUCCGUGGCCACCAAACACCAAAAUAUCUGUGGAAUGUCCACCAAAAUGAAUAUUAUUCUAUUCUUCAUUAUUAAUCAUGUUACGUAAUAUGGUUGUGUUAACUUAUCUCUUUUCCAAGAAGACAAAAAAAAACAAAUCAAGCUGCAGAGAUGCAAUGAAGGAACCUGAGCUCAGUUACUGUAGCAUCAUAUUUCACGCUCGGCUGGGCCCAGCAGAACUCUGUGUGUGUGUGUGUGUGUGUGUGUGUGUGUGUGUGUGUGUGUGUGUGUGUGUGUGUGUGUGUGAGUGGGAGGCUGGCUUUGACGCUGGCAACCUGUUCCUCACGACUCGAGCUGUUGCGCGGUCUUAUUUUAUUACCGACAGAGUAGAACAGCUCUUACUGAGAGUAGAAACAUUUCUAUUCCAGUGUCUCGAUAUACUGCGCUGUAGAAAAAUGCUCGUGUGUGUGUGUGUGUGUGUUUCAGUAUUCUUUUUAACAUACCUCUAUCGACUUUAGUUUGCAACAUGGACGCGUAACUCCUACUGUAUGUCACACAAGAGGCCACUAGGGAUGGGCGAUAUGACGAAAAAUAUCAUAUCACAAUACUUGAUAAUAUUUCUAAGAGUUGCCGAUAUAUACAUACACCAUAUUGGCAAAAGUUUUGGGACACCUUUCCAAAUCAUUACAUUCAGGGGUUCCAAUCAUGUCCAUGGCCACUGGUGUAUAAAAUCAAGCACCCAGGCAUGCAGACUGCUUCUACAAACAGGCGCUCAGUCAAUUCGAGCGUGACCGGGAUAGGAAUUUCCUCACUACUAAUUAUUCUACAGUCAUCUGUUAGUGGUAUAGCGGACAACAGGAAGUCAGCCACGAAGCAGUAGGCCACGUAAAAUCAAAGAGCACAGACCGCGAGCCAGAUCUUCUCGCCCGACCUCACAAAUGCGCUUCUGGAGGAAUGGUAGGGAAAAAAAUUCCCAUAAACACACCUGUAAACCUUGUGGAAAACCUUCCCAGAAGAGUUGAUAGCUGGAAAAAGCUUCAUAUUAAACCCUACAGAGUAAGAGCAGGAUGUCAUUAAAGGUCCCGUGCAUGUAAAGGCAGACGUCCCAAAACUUUUGGCAAUACGGUGGAAAUAAAUAAACCUAAAUGUUUUUUAUUUUUAAACAAAAAGCGGAUUUAAAUCGAUUAGCCAAAUAAAAUAGUGCUAGAGUUUCCUUCAGUAUUAAGCAUUAAGUUAAAGUUAUCAUUUAAUAAAUCAUUUAAAAAGAAACAUUUUAUUGCUCAGGUCUUCGCUUCUGACCGGCCGGGAAACGGAAAGGAAAUUGCGUCAAAUUGUAAAAAAAAUUUCGAAUCGAGCGUUCGCGUCGUCAACGGAUCAGCUAACAAAUUUUACGCUAGCUCUAACAGAACAAAGAUUUCCCCAAGGAGAAGUUCACUAGGUGAUGUUAAAAACAGUACUGAAACAUGGCAUAUAUAUAUUCAUUUCAUUCUAGCUCUAAAACUUUUGCAUUUAAACUCCUCCUGGAUAUAAAAUAUAUAUAUAUUCAAUAAUUUGAUCGUUUUAAAUCAGAAGAGCUAAAGAUUGCUGUUUACUAUGCAUUAGCAACAUAAACAUAGCACAUCUCCACUUUUGUGUUUAACGGCGCACCUUGAACUGAAAUUGUGUCCUUGCUGCAAAUUUCAUUUUAUUAUCAUUAUUAUUAUUUUGUUAUUUUUUUUAGCGCUAA
Messenger RNA from Tachysurus fulvidraco (yellow catfish), 5846 nucleotides. RefSeq names its product spectrin repeat containing, nuclear envelope family member 3 (gene syne3). Lineage: Eukaryota; Metazoa; Chordata; Actinopteri; Siluriformes; Bagridae. Gene Ontology annotation, biological process: nuclear migration. Gene Ontology annotation, cellular component: nuclear outer membrane; meiotic nuclear membrane microtubule tethering complex; cytoplasm. The record is from RefSeq and is a predicted model, not a curated record. The transcript is spliced from 18 exons. The coding region runs from base 133 to 3531 and encodes 1132 amino acids. Gene Ontology annotation, molecular function: actin filament binding.